Molecule: messenger RNA, 528 nt
Organism: Symbiodinium necroappetens
Lineage: Eukaryota; Dinophyceae; Suessiales; Symbiodiniaceae
Source: the annotation of a GenBank genome assembly
AUGGAGAAAUUGAACCAGGAGUACCUGGCCGCACGCUUUGCUGCAGUAAGUCUGCACCUGGCCUUGACAGUCAACGUUCUACAGGCUCGGCCGGAUCACAUCCUUGCAGCCCUGAGUGGCUCCUGUGUGCAGCAGGCACUCCGGAUGCCAGCAGCUUGUCGCCAGGGCAACUGCGUCAUCUUGGAUGAGUUAUCUGCAGGCUGCCGCGACUCCUGGCAGGCCUCGGAGUCCAUCUUUUACAGGGAGCUUUCUGCUUCCAUUGCCUUCCUGGUUGUGGAGCUUGUCUCAAUGCUGACUGCAGUCCAUUGCUCACAGCAGGAGGCACUGAACUUCUUCGGUGCGAUGCUGCACUUGGGCGGCUCUUUGGUGCUAGUCUUGUUCUUGGUGAUGCAGGCUUCCUACGCCUAUUUCCACGCCGUCUUUGCAGUCUGCUAUGUGUUGCCCUUCCUGGGCGAGCUGAAUACCUGGUUGGCCAUCGUGCGCGGUGCCUAUGUGAAGCGGUUUCCGCCGCCUGAGACCAGUAGCUGA